CCCCCAGGUCCCAAGGAUUCUGGAUAACAGGUCUCAUACCUGAUAGAACUACUGAAAUACAUGUCCCACCUGCUAGCAUCAUAUAAACUGGCCCAUCUGCCCCCUCACUGCUCAUGCUAGCAAUGACUGAGAAGAGUUCCCACAGCCGCAGCUCCUCUCGGGAGCCUCCACAGAAACAGAGGGAACACACCAAUCAGGCAUCCAAAAGAGAGAAAAAAGCAAGCCAUGGUUCUGGAAGGUCCCGGAGCAGUCAAAACAAAGAAUCUGCCAAGAAUGAUACAAAGGUGUCUGCGGUAGUGGAUGUUGAUGAUGUUGUGGUAUCAGAGGAAGAGACAGAAAUUAUGGCCCUUCUUGAGACCAGCCAGAAAGAUGAGGGUGUGAAGCCUGAAGGAUUCAGAGUAUUUGAAGGGCUGUUAAUUUUCUGUUGUCUUCUGCUGGUCAUCCUUACCUUGCCACUAUCUAUCUGGUUCUGUGUAAAGGUUGUACGUGAAUAUGAACGUGCUGUAAUAUUCCGACUGGGGCGCAUUCUCUCUGGAAGGGCGCGAGGACCUGGUCUCUUCUUUUACUUACCCUGCUUGGACAAGUGCCAUAAAGUAGACUUUCGUUUGAAGACUUUUGAGGUUCCUUUUCACCAGAUUGUGACAAAAGACCUGGUUACUUUGGAUAUUGAUGUAAUCUGUUACUAUCGCUUGGAAAAUGCCUGCCAGUUUCUAACCAGUGUGAGCAACAUCUCCAGUGCUUUCCAGUUGCUGGUCCAGACUACCACAAAACGACUUCUGGCACAUCGAGCAUUCUUAGAUAUCUUACUGGAAAGAAAGAGUAUUGGGGAGGAAGUAAAGGUGGCUCUGGAUGCUGCUACCUGUCACUGGGGAAUCAAAGUAGAAAGAACUGAAAUUAAGGAUGUGAAACUACCAGAAGAGGUAAAGCAAUCUAUCGCAGUAGAAGCAGAAGCACAAAGGCAUGCUAAAGUCAAGGUAAUUGCUGCAGAAGGAGAAAAAACAGUGUCUGAAUACAUUAAGCUGGCUGCUGAAAAACUAUCUGGAUCCCCAACAGCAAUUCAGUUGAGAUAUCUGCACACACUGCAAUGUAUGACUUCUGAAAAACCAUCUACAUUUGUCUUGCCUUUACCCUUUGACUUAAUGAACCUGACCAGGCUGCCUGAGAUCAAUCCAACCCUAAAUGCCCCUAAGUCAGUUAAUGAUACUGAACAAGGCACAAAGAAGGACUCUCCAAUGCUUUAAUUACCAUAAUCAGAUAACAUUAUCAGAAAUGGAUACACUGUCAUAUGCAAACGUCAUCAUUGAUUUAUAUAUACGUAAAACAG
This is a messenger RNA of Xenopus laevis (African clawed frog), 1324 nucleotides long. RefSeq names its product NPHS2 podocin L homeolog (gene nphs2.L). The transcript has 9 exons. Lineage: Eukaryota; Metazoa; Chordata; Amphibia; Anura; Pipidae. The coding region runs from base 114 to 1241 and encodes 375 amino acids. The record is from RefSeq and is a predicted model, not a curated record. Gene Ontology annotation, cellular component: plasma membrane; membrane; cytoplasmic side of plasma membrane.